This is a messenger RNA of Cynara cardunculus var. scolymus (artichoke), 1198 nucleotides long. Its product is annotated as ribonucleoside-diphosphate reductase small chain. The coding region runs from base 54 to 1043 and encodes 329 amino acids. Gene Ontology annotation, biological process: deoxyribonucleotide biosynthetic process. The record is from RefSeq and is a predicted model, not a curated record. The transcript has a single exon. NCBI's taxonomy places the organism in Eukaryota, Viridiplantae, Streptophyta, Magnoliopsida, Asterales, Asteraceae. Gene Ontology annotation, molecular function: oxidoreductase activity.
CUGCCUCCUCCUUCAUAUCCAAUCCAAUCCAAUCCAAACCCUAAUCAUCCACCAUGCCUUCCAUCCCUGAAGACCCUCUUCUUGCUCCAAACCCUGAUAGAUUCUGUAUGUUCCCAAUUCACUACCCUCAGAUUUGGGAAAUGUACAAAAAGGCCGAAGCUUCCUUUUGGACGGCGGAGGAGGUCGAUUUAUCUCAAGAUCAACGUCACUGGGACUCUUUAACCGACGACGAAAGGCACUUCAUCACUCAUGUUCUCGCCUUCUUCGCCGCUUCCGAUGGAAUCGUAUUGGAAAACCUGGCCGGACGAUUCAUGAAAGAGGUGCAAGUUGCAGAGGCUCGUGCUUUCUAUGGAUUUCAAAUCGCAAUCGAGAACAUUCACUCCGAGAUGUAUAGUUUGCUUCUCGAAACUUACAUUAAAGACUCCAACGAGAAGAGCAGGCUAUUUCGAGCAGUGGAAACGAUUCCUUGUGUGGAGAAGAAAGCGAAUUGGGCGCUCAGAUGGAUUGAUGGAUCGGAAUCGUUUGCGGAACGUGUAAUUGCCUUCGCUUGCGUCGAAGGGAUUUUCUUUUCUGGAAGCUUCUGCGCUAUUUUUUGGUUGAAGAAACGUGGUUUGAUGCCUGGAUUGACUUUCUCCAACGAAUUGAUUUCACGAGACGAAGGAUUACACUGCGAUUUCGCGUGUUUGCUUUACGAUUUACUCAAGACCAAGGUGAGUGAGGAACGAGUUAAGGAAAUCGUCUCUGACUCGGUGGUGAUUGAGAGAGAGUUCGUCUGCGACGCGUUGCCGUGCGCUCUCGUGGGGAUGAAUGGCGAUCUCAUGAGUCAAUACAUCGAAUUCGUUGCUGAUAGGCUUUUGGUUUCAUUGGGAUGUGGAAAGUUAUACAACGCCCAGAAUCCAUUCGAUUGGAUGGAGCUGAUUUCGUUACAGGGGAAGACGAAUUUCUUCGAGAAGAGGGUGGGGGAGUAUCAGAAAGCUUCUGUGAUGUCGAAUUUGAAUGGAAAAGGAGAUGCUCAUGUUUUCAAGAUGGAUGAAGAUUUCUAGUUUCGUUUUCUAGGGUUCUUCAUAUGUAGAUCUAUCCACUUUCGGAUAUUUAUCUUUUAGGGUUAGUUAAAAUUAUUACGAUUCUCUGUUUGUGUUCGUUGAAAAUUUGUUUCUUCUUCAACAAAUGAUAUAAAAGCUUUAAUUUUUUCUCUGUA